Messenger RNA from Ciona intestinalis (vase tunicate), 887 nucleotides. RefSeq lists its product as uncharacterized. The record is from RefSeq and is a predicted model, not a curated record. Gene Ontology annotation, molecular function: protein dimerization activity. NCBI's taxonomy places the organism in Eukaryota, Metazoa, Chordata, Ascidiacea, Phlebobranchia, Cionidae.
UCACUUUUUAUUGCAUGCAAGCCGGUACUAUCAGUUCAGUAAGUUGCGAAUCUACAAAAUGGUUAAAGGACCCAAGCCGUCACACGUUACGUCGUGUCGCUUUUCACCACAUCAAAGACCUGUUGAGAAAUUACGAAAAAAAUCACAGAAUCUGCACGAAAACAAAACAUCGGAAAAAGAAGAACUUAUGAAGCUGUAUCAACAAUUAAGUAACAUCAUUCCGUCCUGUCGCAACAAAUGUACAUCCAGUGUUGACAUUGUAGUUAGUGCCGUAGAUUACAUUCGUGAACUACAUUCUUUACUUGAAAACACCAAUGUUGAAUCUUCGCAUGAAUUCAGAUUUUCGAAGCUCAACGUGGCGUUCUCUUCGUAGGGUUGCGAGCUAAAGUCAUUUGGAUUCGAAAAGUAAAAGUGAUAUCGCCGUGCUGGGAGAUUCGGCAAAGGAAUGGCAACCUGGGCGAAUACUGAAAGUUCUUAGGCUGAUCAAAUAGUAGAGUCGGAAAGAUAGUCACUUUUUCAUUCUAUUUUCUCGUCCCAUUUGUUAGUAAACAAAGAGCAUUCAAAGAAUUAUAACCUGUAUAAGAAUUCCUCACGUCUUAUAUGGUACGUUGUUAAUAGUUUAAAACACGAUCAGGAUAUUUGGAUAACAUAUGUGCUAAAGAUGUCCCAUCUUACCCCACAAAACAAUAUUAUUGUUACGGCAGUGUUCAACAUAUCUAACAAAUGCAUUUUUAUUAUAAUAUUAACUAUAAAGGCCUACGCAUUAUAUGUUGUUUGCAGGUCAAUCAAUGUUUCCAAACAAACUGUCUAUUAUAAAAUCAGUAUGUUUUGCACUGGAAGUCCAUUGUUAUAUAUUGCAUAAUAAAACAGAAAUUAACCUAGAAAUA